Messenger RNA from Yamadazyma jaroonii, 1656 nucleotides. The record is from the annotation of a GenBank genome assembly. Lineage: Eukaryota; Fungi; Ascomycota; Pichiomycetes; Serinales; Debaryomycetaceae.
AUGGGUAUAAGCAUUUUUGUAAGAGACAGUUUUUGGGGUAGGCUCAUCUACCACUUAUCUAGUCACAAGUAUUUCUACCACAAGGAAGAAAGUCUCGAUUAUGUCAUCCCAGAUAAAUAUCUUCAAAAAGUGAUGUCAGUAGAAUCUGACAACAAUAAAGCUGAAGUCAACAACGAACAAGGCGUCCAACUUGAAUCCGAUAAUUCUGGGACGACUUCUUCAGAUGAAAGAAUCAUCGUAACUUGGGAUGGAGAAGAUGAUCCAAACAAUCCAAAGAACUGGCCAAUGUAUUUAAAAGUGUUGAUCAUAAUACAAGUUUGCUUUUUGACAAUUGUGGUGUACAUGUCAUCAGCUAUCUUCACCCCGGGAAUUGAAGUUAUGAUGGAGGAUUUAAAAAUUUCACGAGUUGAAGCAACUUUGCCCAUGACUAUGUUCGUUAUUGGUUACGGUAUCGGACCAAUGUUCUUGAGCCCAAUGAGUGAAAGUGCAGUCUUCGGCAGAACCAACAUUUAUAUCAUCACUUUGUUCUUAUUUUUCAUUUUACAGAUCCCUAUUUCGAUUGUCAAUAACAUAGGAGGAUUGGCUGUUUUGAGAUUCUUCAGUGGAAUUGUUGCUAGUCCUUCAUUAGCAACCGGUGCGGCUUCUAUGGGAGACAUUACCAAGAUGCCAUAUUUGCCCAUCACCAUUGCUAUUUGGUCGGUAUCAGCAGUUUGUGGGCCAUCACUAGGCCCAAUAUUUGGAUCGGUUUUGGUCAUCAAGAGGGAUUGGCAUUGGACUUUCUGGUUGAUUGCAAUGACUUCGGGGAUUUCUUUGAUUAUAUUCAGCAUAUGCUUACCCGAAACCUUUGAAAAGACCUUACUCUUAAGGAAAGCCAGAAGGUUAAGGAAAGUCACAGGUAAUCCAAAUAUAGUCAGUGAAGGAGAAUUGGAAAACGAAAACCUCAAUAUCAGGGAAAUGACUGUUGACAUUUUAUGGAGACCUUUUGAAAUUAGUUUCUUUGAGCCUGUGGUAUUGUUGAUUAACAUCUACAUUGCCUUGAUAUACUCCAUGAUCUAUCUUUGGUUCGAAGCUUUCCCCAUCGCCUAUUUGGAAACUUACCAUUUCACUUUGGUCACCAUGGGAGUUGCAUACAUGAGUGUAGCAGUAGGAGUCUUUGUGGGUGCUUCAAUCUAUGUCGUUUUGAUCUACAAAAAAUUUAUCAUCCCAUUCUUCGAACAGAAACCAAUUUCUCCCGAGACAUUCAUUCCUAUCAUGAUUGUUGGCUCUAUUAUUAUGCCAAUGGGGAUUUUUGUAUUCGGCUGGACUGUCAGUCCAGAUACCCAUUGGAUUGGAUCCAUGAUAGGAGCUGGGUUAUUUUCUGUUGGAUCAUUUAUCACUUUCCAAUCUUCAUUCUUGUACUUGGCUAAUUCUUUUCCUAGAUACUUAGCUUCAGUAUUCGCCGGUAAUGCAUUAUUCAGAUCAGACAUUGCUGCCGUUUUCCCCUUAUUUGGUGAUGCAUUAUUCAACAAUUUAGCCACUGAAAAGUUCCCUGUUGGUUGGGGUUCUUCUGUUAUUGCUUUCAUUUGUGUGGGUAUGAUCUUGGUACCUGUUUUGUUCUACUUGAACGGACCGAAGUUAAGAGCCAGAUCUAAAUAUUCAGGUUUUCACCAUCGUUAA